Molecule: messenger RNA, 1282 nt
Organism: Hippocampus comes (tiger tail seahorse)
Lineage: Eukaryota; Metazoa; Chordata; Actinopteri; Syngnathiformes; Syngnathidae
Exons: 5
Coding region: 108-1121 (337 amino acids)
Molecular function (GO): DNA binding
Source: RefSeq, a predicted model, not a curated record
UGAGUCAGGAUUCGGAGAAGAAAAGUGCGGAAGUUAGCAAUUGCACAGUAUUCACCGCUUCGCGUGGACAAAACCCAGGGUUCAAGUGAAUUGUCUUCAACGUGAACAUGUUGAAAGAGUUGGUACGGGAGCGACUCAUUGCGGCCGCCGACGAAAUCUUCGGCCUUUUUGAGAAAACAAUCGCCUCGUACGAGGAGCAACUUAGUCGAGCGAGAGCAGAGAACGAGCGACAGCGAAGACAACUGGAAGCCGUUAGCGCGUCUCAAAUGAUGCUACGCGGCGAAGACAUCCGGCCACUGACUGGUUGUCAGCAAGAGCCUUCCUCCCAGUCGCAGUCGAGGGUGUCCGCUUUGGACCGGGAUGAUGCGUUCAACGUUAAAGAGGAAGAGGAGGGUUUUCAUAUCGGCAACUUGCCGCCACCCGCUGUCGCCGUGGAGCCUGAAAACGAACCACCCGAGUGGUCCGAGCUUCCUCAUCUCAGUCCGAUGGGAGACCCCUUCGAAGGACGAGCACCAGACCACCUUUUAGCUCCGCUGUCGAAUAGCGACGAUGACGACAUGCAAGAAGAAGCGACGGGCGCGGCCGCGCCAACGCAUCGGCGCACGCUGCGAGCAUUCAGAGGCAAAGCUCACGUCGGCGCACGUGUCGCUUUACCUAAAAGUCCCGCGGCCGAGACGACUGCCGCUUCCCCGGUCACUGAGGCGCACUACGAAAAGACUCCCAAAACUUUCGAUUGCGAUAUGGACCUUGAAAGGAAAAGAAAGGUUUCCGCCGUCUGGGACCAUUUUGAUCUUGUGUCGUCUAUGAAGGUAAAAUGUCGCAUUUGUUCGACGGAGCUGUCGUAUGUUAACAAAAGCACCUCCUCCAUGCUGAGACAUUUCAGAGCCAGGCACGAACACGACGAGGUCGCAAACCCGCCCAGAAUCACCGCGGCCUCCAGGAAGCACGCGCUGGACCAGGCGGUUCUGAAUUUCAUUAUCAAGGAGUCACAGCCGCUCAGCAUCGUGGAGAGCGACGGCUUCCGGCAACUGCUUCGGACCCUUGAGCCUUCCUACGUUUUGCCAAGCAGGAAGAUCGUCAAAGAAAUGGGCCCGAAAACCAUCAAGAACGAGGUGGAGUGACAACGGAAGCUGUCGUGGACGUGCAGGCGGGGAGGCUUCCUUGGCGCUUUGCCGUCACGACAUUGAGAAUCUGCAGUCUCCCAAGUUUGGCGCAAGUCGGAAGGUGUUGACCGAGCCGCAACCUGAGCCUUCUUCCCAACGGGCGGCGGCACCCGUUUCCG